Messenger RNA from Tachyglossus aculeatus (Australian echidna), 2934 nucleotides. It is a transcript of the gene EIF1AX, whose product is annotated as eukaryotic translation initiation factor 1A X-linked. Gene Ontology annotation, biological process: translational initiation. The record is from RefSeq and is a predicted model, not a curated record. Gene Ontology annotation, molecular function: translation initiation factor activity; RNA binding. Lineage: Eukaryota; Metazoa; Chordata; Mammalia; Monotremata; Tachyglossidae. The transcript has 7 exons. Gene Ontology annotation, cellular component: cytoplasm. Bases 147 to 581 code for a protein of 144 amino acids.
GUUUCGGCGUGUGGGGCUGAGGCGGCGGCAGGAGCGGCUGUCCUCGCCCUCGGGGAAGGAGCGGCCCGCCAUCGUCCCCGACACCCCCACCACCACCAUCAUCAUCACCGCCCCCACCCGUCAGAGGACACGGAGGCUCCGCCGCCAUGCCCAAGAAUAAAGGUAAGGGAGGUAAAAACAGGCGACGUGGUAAGAAUGAAAAUGAAUCGGAAAAGAGAGAGCUGGUAUUCAAGGAGGAUGGACAGGAAUAUGCCCAGGUGAUUAAGAUGUUGGGGAAUGGUCGAUUGGAAGCCAUGUGCUUUGAUGGCAUAAAGAGAUUGUGUCACAUUAGGGGGAAGCUUAGAAAAAAGGUUUGGAUAAAUACAUCAGACAUUAUAUUGGUUGGUUUACGAGAUUAUCAGGAUAACAAAGCCGACGUCAUUCUAAAGUACAAUGCAGAUGAAGCCAGAAGUCUAAAGGCAUAUGGGGAGCUUCCAGAACAUGCUAAAAUCAAUGAAACAGACACAUUUGGUCCCGGAGAUGAUGAUGAAAUUCAGUUCGAUGAUAUUGGAGAUGACGAUGAGGACAUUGAUGACAUCUAAAAUUGGGCUGAAGGUUUUUCCAUUCCGAGUUUUCCGAGGAUCGCCCGUCAUUGGUAUUUUGAUUUGGAAGUUUGGCAGCCCCACCCCGAAGACUGAAACGUCAUUCGCAUGACAGCUGUUUUGUUAAAGCAGACUGAUUUCUUUUCGAUGUUUUAAAGUAUUUAUAUUUCUUUAAAAGCUGAUAGUGCCGAAUUACCCCGAGUGACGUACUCAACUCAUUUUGUCCUUAUUCGCUCGAUAGGACUUGCAAACAUUUGGAGAAACAGUCGCAUCAUCUGCUGCGUUCCUCUGCCUUUCCCACCUUCGCCCCUUCCCUUCCAGAAUUUGAUAUGCGAGCGACGGUGUGCCCUUUAAUCAUGGAAUAUUGAUUGAGUCCCGACUUUAAAUCGGUACCUUCUUAGUGUCCAGAGUGACUGCUCCUCCGCCUAGAUGUGCGCCCGACAUUUUGAUUAGAAACUCGAAGGGAGGCUGAAAUCUGUAUUGGAAGUCAUAAUGCAUGGAUCCGCGUUUCAUGUUUGGGUUUUUUUUUUUUAGCAUGUGGCUAUUUUUAUACUGAUUUUGAUAUCACCAAUCUCCUUUCCUUCAGCAACCUUGUCCGUUGCCUCCGGAGGGGGAGUAAGCACCUCUAAAAUGCCAUUUUAGGACCGUCUUGUCUCGCUCAACUAGCCCCGAGAAAUUUUUAAGCGAUGUAAACUUGGAAAGUUGAAUGCUAGAUGGCUCUAAAUUAAUUUUAGAUGGACCGACACGUCUUGGGUUUUUUGGUUCUAAAUAGAUAUACGUGGUUUCCCCGACAACAAUAAGUGGUGAAUUACCCCGAAUUUGGAUGGUAAGCGAAUCUGUAGACUAUUUUUACAGUAAAGAGGAUUAAAAACUUUAACAUGCCAUUUCAUUUUCACCUUCAAAAUUCUGUACACUCGAUGCAGCGAUUUAAAGUUGGCGUUCUGUACCUUCGAAUUUCGGUGUGCGAGAAUGUGAACUCUCAUUUCCCGGCCGGAAAAUCGAGCUUUGCCCAGAACUCAGUGCGGAAAAACUAAUGGAAAGAUGUCCUCCCGUUUGCAGGCGGAAAGAAGUAUAAUAAAAACUAACCUCGACCCUUGGAGUUUGGCAGGUGCCAGCCUUACUUUGUGGUUUGAAAGUGCUGUACUCUUCACACUACCUUCUGGAAAUGGGGAGAAUUUGAUUUCCCGUUAACCUUAAAAAAAAAACUUGACACUUCUUCAACAUCAGCUAAUAAUCGGCAUUCGUGUCAAGGGUUCGGAUUACAGAACAUAAUCAGGUUUUCAUCUUAACUGAAUAAAGGGCCCUGCUGUAUUAUAAUUUAUGAAAUCGGCACAUAUGCCUUAUGGUGUUUUGAGAAAUAUUAAAGGGGGGUGGCGAGAUCAGCCCGCAAGUUUUUGAUGUUUGUUGUUUCCUCUUCUGAGUAUCAAAAAUCCAAACAAAAGUGAGCUUGAGCAAAAAAAUGGAGAUAAGCUUUCUGUCGCUUGUCACCAAGAAGGAAGAACAUAGGACUUUUUUAAUUUGGAAAUCGUGUUCAUCCUUCAGAAUUGCCAACACAUUUUAUGCUGCUCUUAAAGUCAGUGUGAAGCUGGUGGCUUUUGGGUAGGGAAAAUAGAGGGGGGUAUUUUGUGUUAGUGGGGCUUUUGGAAUGGGAAAAAUGGUUUGUAAGGAAACCAUAUUUUUUAAAAAAGUAUUUUCUUCUUAUCCGGUAACUUUCCUCAAGCAUUUAGGAUGGCGUGCAUUGAGAAAACCUUUUCCAAAUGACUAGGCAAGUUGCUCUCGGAUGUAACUAGCUGUACUGCAUAUAUGCGUAUUUAUAUAUGAAAACCCUCCAAGUGUACACUAAGGUGUGUCACCCUGCGUGGACACCGAUCCUAUGCAUACAUAAUGAGAUGUCCUUUGAGUUGUAUCGGAUUUUGGGGGCGAAGAGGUGCCUGUGAACGAAACCAUUGAGAGACUCAUUUGUAAUACGUGUUAUGGGCCAAAUCAAGUGUACACCUGGCUUUGUAUUGGGGGUGACCGCUCCAGAAAGACAUGGAAUGUGAUCACGCACAAUACAUUGGACCCUUUCGUGAUUGGAACUUCCUUUUGUCUCGAGGGAACCGUGUACCGUGUGAAAGCGAAGUUCAUUUCUGGAAGUAAGUACGUGGCCGAUAAGACCACAUUAUCCGGAGUCCCUAGGCAUUUGGUAGGAGUAUAUUUUCGGGGCAGUGUUUUUGCCAUAUUGCUGAAUGCCUUCCCAGCUGCAGUGAAGUGGUUGUUUUGCAAAAGUUUAUAGAAACUCCUAUGUAAAGGCUGCUGAUUCAAUUCUUCGAUUAUGUUCAAGGCUAUUAAAUCAUUUUACUGAAGAGACCCA